AAAGAAAAAUUUAAAAAUGGUCAAAGAUUCUGGCAGAGAUAUUAUUCUCAAUUUCUCUCUCAUCUUCAUUUUUCUAGACUGCCACAUCCACAGCAGCACAGAGCACCAGCAGGACCCGCAUCAGACCCUCUCCUCUGCAUUUCCUCUUUUCAGUAGCACCUAACACACUGCUUGCAUUUCGUCUCUCCAGUCGCACCCAACACACUGCUUGCAUUUCCUCUUUCCAGUAGCACCCAACACACUGGUUGCAUUUCCUCUUUCCAGUAGCACCCAACACACUGCUUUUCCUUUAAAUCGGAAACUUUCCAGUAGCACCCACAAUACUUUUCCUUCAAAUCGGAAGUUUUCCGGUAACACCCAGCAGUUUCCUCUUCCAUUGUCGCACACACACAGGUUAUCCACUGUCGCAGACAGAGGUGGUCGUCCAGGCACAGAGGUUGUCCGUUCGUCGUCACGCAAAGGCCAGAGAGAUAGAAGAGCUCAUCCAGCGCCGGCCAAUGCAGAGAAAUACCCACCCACAGUACCUUUGAGCACCCAACAAAGACAUGGCUCGUACUCGAGGAGGUUCCUUUUCACAUCGCGGAGAGAGUUCGUCACAGGGUGAGAGGCGGAGACCUACAGCUUCUGCUCGUAGAAGACGUGGAGCAGUUGAGUCUGAUAUUCAUGUUGAGGACCAAGGAGAUGUGAGGUUUCACGAGGACGCAGUUGAGGAUCAUGAGGAUGUUGCUAAAGGUGGAUUUCCUGGAGGUCCAUUAAACGCUUCAGUAUUGACACAUUACAUUCACCAUGUUGCUUAUGCGAUAUGGCAGGGUCGGGAAUGGGAGGAGAUCAAGUUGAUCUCCCAUGGGAAGAAGUUAAACAGAUUAGGAUCCUGCCAUGAGGGUAUUCGAGACAUCGUUAAUGGUUCUGGUCUGAUGUCUUUGGUGGGCAUGUCAUAUGACUAUGUCGAUAGGGGUCUACUGCUGGCAUUUGUAGAGAGAUUUCAUUUCGAGACUAGCAGUUUCCAUCUCCCCGUGGGUGAGAUGACUUUGACUUUAGAUGAUGUGUCAUCGUUAUUGCACCUCCCAGUUUUAGGGCAGUUAUGUCAUCUAGAGGAAGUAGAUUUUGAAGACAGUAGAUGCGCCAUUAUGGAGCUUUUAGGCGUGGAUGGCGGGAGAGCUGGUGCUGAGUUAACUGCAGCUCACGGUGUGAAAGUCAGAUUGAGCUGGCUUCGAGACAUCUAUGCUGAGCACUGUGAACAGCAGCAAUGGGAGUACGCUGCCCGGGCAUACUUGUUGCAUCUAGUUGGAUGCAGUAUAUUUGCUGAUAAGACUGCAACAUCCAUUCGUGUGUCUUAUCUUUUGCUCUUUAGAGACGUACACACAUGUGGCCGAUAUGCCUGGGGUGUUGCUGCACUAGCAUACAUGUAUGACCAACUAGGAGAUGCCAGCUUGGCUUCGACCAGACAGAUGGCAGGUUAUUUGACUCUGUUACAGAGUUGGAUAUAUGAGCACUUCCCUACAUUGGGAAGAAGGCGUAUGGUGUCUUCGUACAUGGAAGACAGACCUCGUGCUGCAAAGUGGGAGUCACCAAGGCAGGGUUCCACCCUCUUAGAGGUCAGGGUACACUUGGAUGCGCUUACAUAUGAUUCAGUCAUCUGGUACCCUUAUGAGUCACAUCGGGAGAGUCGUCCUUUUUACGGCAUUUGUAUGUUCUCGGGAUGGAUCAGGAUUGGUGAGACAUUGUGUCGACAUUUGCCUGAGCGUGUUUUAAGGCAGUUUGGAUUUCAACAGUCCAUCCCUCGAAACCCACCCGUUGUUGCAGAUGCGGACAUACUGGCGACCGAUGAUGUGUGGUUGCACUAUCGUGAUCACGUUGUUAGGGGUGUGUCCGUAAGCAGAUUCCCAUCUGAUUGUGUUGAUGGUUACCUUCAUUGGUUUAGGAUCAUAUCUCAUCCUUACAUUAUUCCGGCUGCUGAUGACGACCGACCGAGUCUUGCUCCCAGACUCCGACGUGACAUUUCUGAUGAAGUGCCGCAGCGUCGUAGAUCGGCUUCACAGUCUGGUUUACUGGGUGUAGUGAGGACAUUUGGUAAAAGGUUACAACAAAUGCUCUCUUGUAAGGAAAUUCCCGAGGGGACGAUAGGAUACACUCAUGCACGGGAACUACUGGAUUUAGCUGACGCAGCCGUUGAAGAGUACUCACCGACCAGGAUAGCUGCCAGGAAUGUUCGUGACAGGCAUGUUCGUGGAAGACGAUCUACUUCAAAUUGAAUUAGCUUUUAUACUUUUAUUGUAUCCCAUUAUAUAAUUAUU
Vigna angularis (adzuki bean) is the source of this 2294-nucleotide messenger RNA. RefSeq names its product protein MAINTENANCE OF MERISTEMS-like. The record is from RefSeq and is a predicted model, not a curated record. The transcript is spliced from 5 exons. The coding region runs from base 546 to 2252 and encodes 568 amino acids. Lineage: Eukaryota; Viridiplantae; Streptophyta; Magnoliopsida; Fabales; Fabaceae. Gene Ontology annotation, biological process: meristem development; meristem maintenance.